Bicyclus anynana (squinting bush brown) is the source of this 763-nucleotide messenger RNA. RefSeq lists its product as uncharacterized. NCBI's taxonomy places the organism in Eukaryota, Metazoa, Arthropoda, Insecta, Lepidoptera, Nymphalidae. The record is from RefSeq and is a predicted model, not a curated record. The transcript is spliced from 3 exons. The coding region runs from base 44 to 709 and encodes 221 amino acids.
UAUCUUGUAGACAUAAAUAAAUUUUUGAUUUCAGAAUCAGAAAAUGGCAUGUUGUUGUAAACCUGGCCGUGCGAACAAAUCAUCUGCCAGUUGCCUGGGGCGAUGCGGUCUGCCUAAGCAUCGAUGUUUGAUGAAGGAGGACGUAAAACCUGGACCUGUGCCCAAACAUAUGGGAUGGCUGUACACAGCUAAGGACGCCCCUGAACAUCAGCUGCGAUGCGGUUGGCGUCCGGGCCACAUAGCGUGUCCAGUUCUCAGACAGAUCGAACAACACAACUGUAUGAAGUCGAACGAAUGUAGCCCUAGGACAUCAUGCACCAAGCCAUGCCUGAAGCAAUGUAUGAAGCCAUGCUGCGCUCCCUCCAAAUGUAUUCCCGUCUGCCCCUCAACAACUUCUUGUACCAAGCCACCUUGCACUCAACCUCUAAUCAGGAUCAUCAGACAUGGAGGUCAAUACAGAAUAUGCACGAAACCUUCCAACAUAUCCAAUGCACCAUCCGGCCCUUACCCAUUGAAAUAUGUGUUAAAUACUGAUGAUUCGGACACAGGAGGGAAAUACAGCGUGGAAGCAAAGUUUAAUGAUUACCAUUUUGACUACACUAGUUCCCAAUCGUCUUUUGUUUUGGAUUUUUCACCACCCGAGCAGAAAUGCUACAAAUCGUGUCCAAAGAAAAGUGUGACAUGUCUAGCAUGUCGAAUAGAAAAAUAAUGGUCCAUCCUAAGUAUACAUAUAAAUAACUACAAUACAAUCAUAACAUAAAAU